Prorocentrum cordatum is the source of this 1043-nucleotide messenger RNA. NCBI's taxonomy places the organism in Eukaryota, Dinophyceae, Prorocentrales, Prorocentraceae. The record is from the annotation of a GenBank genome assembly.
AGGGGCGGCGGCGCUGGCGGGCCCGCCGCGUCCGCUGAUCGCGUCGGCGAGUGGGACCGCGUGGUGGAGGACGUGCUGGCCUUGUGGCCCUCGGGCAGCCCGAGGGCGGUGCUGUGCUUCGCCGGCGGCGCGCUGGCGGGCGCGGCGCCGCACGUCGCGUACGGCCGCCUGCUGAGGCAGCUGGCGGCGCGGGGCUUCCUGGUCCUGGCGGUGUCCUACUCCACGGACCUGGACUACGUGGCCGUCGCGGACUUCGUGGAGCUCCGCUUCGAGAGGGCCAUCGGGGCCCUGGGCCUCUUCGGGCUGCCCGUGUGGGGCCUGGGCCACUCGCUCGGCGCCCUCGCCCAGGUGCUGGCGUCCUCGAGGCACCCGGUCAGCUACCGCCAGGGCCACCUGAUACUCAUAGCGUACACGCGGCGCGGCGACGAGGCGCUGCCGGUGGUGCGCGCGGCAUUGAGGGCGAACCCGCUGCUGGGUCCGCUGCUGCGCGCGCUGGACGUGCCAGCGGCGUCCGACCUGCUCAUGCAGGGCUCCAAGUUCGCGGAGCGUGCUCUGAGGGCCGCCGGCGUCUCGGGGCCGGUGCAGGACCUGCUGCCAGUGGCGAAGCAGCUGCUGCCGCUGCUCAAGGAGGUGGGCGCCGACGGCGAAGAUUCUCACCGCCCCCGCCGACCGCCUCUUGUCCGCCAUCCGCAGCGGCUAUCGCGAGAGGCGAACGCUGCUGCUGAGGCUGGCCGAAGACUCGCUGGACGAGUCGGCCGGGCUCGCCGCCGCGCUGGCCUCGCUGCCGGGAGACAGGCGCGCGGAGCUGGACCUGCGGGUGGUCCCUGGCCGGCACCUGCUGCCCCUGCUGCCCGACCUCGGCGACGACCCCGCCGCCACCGCCGGCGCGGCCGCGGCGCUCAUGCUGCCCGAGAUGCGCGCGGGCGGCGCCGGCGAGGGCCUGCGCCGCCCGGUGCGCGACGCCUGGGCGGAGGAGGCCGCGAGGCAGGCGGCGAUCGUGGGCGCCAUCGACCGGUUCUUGUCGCAGGAUGGCGCCCCUGCGG